AUGAAAACUAGUUACGCAGCCAAGCGCCAAGGAGACUUCUUCGCCGAGGCCCGAGCGAGCGCGACUCCACACGAAAUCCAGCUCUGGAAUUGGCGGCCGAAAAAGAAAUCCAUACUGGUACUCCGGGGCUAUGCGCGAGGGCCUGAUCCUGCUUGUGCCGUCUUUGUACAAGCUCUGGCAGCGCUCCAGUUCUCCACAGUACGCGCGCGCAUCGUCCCUUCCAAUGACUACGAUGACUUGCCAGAGAGCUUGAUCGACACAUCGCCGCCGCCGUUGACGGGCUCAUCGGCUUCCGAGUCGCUCAAGCGACAGCAAAUGGCAAUCGAUCCGGGUGCUGGACGCCGCUGCAUGAAGAGAUAUAGAUACUAA
Molecule: messenger RNA, 369 nt
Organism: Emiliania huxleyi CCMP1516
Lineage: Eukaryota; Haptophyta; Isochrysidales; Noelaerhabdaceae
Exons: 2
Coding region: 1-369 (122 amino acids)
Source: RefSeq, a predicted model, not a curated record